ACGCGUGUAGUGUUCAUCAGGUCAUUCUACUUUCACUGACACCGUAAAAUGGAAAUCACUCUUCUUCUCUUCUCCUCUGUUCAGUUGAACCAGUUCUCUUCACUCUGGGGUUGAAGCGAGUCUUCGCCACGCGCCGCCACCGGUUGCGCUCCGAUCAGGUGAAAUGGCAGGGAGUUCAAGUGGAAGAGGAGGCAAAAACGGUAUGGAUCUGACAGUUGAGGACGAUUUGGAUUUUGAGCUGAAACUCGAGGAGGACUUGGAUUAUGAGCUGCCAGAGCCACCUUAUACGACUACAUUUUCGAGGGAUGUUGGGGACAACGUUGCUAGUUCAUCUGGAAGCAAACUACGAUCAUUCUUUAUUGGAAUGGGAUUCUUGCCCUCCCUUGUCGAUAAAGUCAUAGAGGAAAAUGGUGAAGGAAACUCUGACACAUUAUUAGAGAUUCUCUUGAGAUCCGCUCGUAAAUCCAAUGGUGACUCAUCAGAUUUCUUGGAAGGCUCCCUUAAUACGAGCAAGGGCCGGAGAAGUGCCCCAAGUGUCUGUCCUGCUGGUCACUCAAAAGAGGAUCUUCAAAAAUCAAAUUCACUGUCUUCUGAUUCACUGGAUAGCUUGUUUGAUGAUAAGGAUUCUCCCGAAAUUUCCAUGGUCAAUCAACCAAAAGAGGAGGUUGGUGAACUUGACGAUGUUAUUGAUGAUAAAAGAGGUUCCUUGCUGAGGAUGAAUUUCUCUCUGGAGGAAGUUGAAUUUGCAAUCAAUAGACUCGGUGAUGAAGCGUCAAUUCCUGAGCUGGUGGACUUCAUCUUUGCUGCCCAGAUUGCUAAAAAAAUGAAAAGGGAAACAGAUGAUGACGUCAUCUGUUAUGAUAGUAGGAAUGAGGUUAGCCAUGAAAAACUCUAUGGAAUUAUGGCUAAAACACUUUACUUGCUUGAAAUGGGCUUCUCCGAGAGUGAAGUGUCCUCAGCAGUUGAUAAAUUAGGUCCAGAGGCUCCAAUUUCAGAGCUCGCAAACUUUAUUUUUGCAGAACAAAAUGGGAUUGAUUAUGUAAUGGAAUACAAGUAUCCCUGGAUCAAAGAGGAACAACAUAGCGAUAUGUAUGAUACAGCGGAAGUGAAACCUGAGGAUUUUAGCGAUGAACCUUCACAAUCAAGGCAGGUCAACUUGGAGGAAACUUACAAUGGUAAAAGGGUGAAGGAAGAGGGUAUUGAUGAAAUUCCCAAUGCUGUUUCUGACAUGGGAUAUUUUGAUCUUGCGGAGAAUGAUAGAGGUAAAAGACCCAAGUAUGAAUAUGAUGAUGAUUCAAGCGAUUCUUUUGAUCCUUAUUGGGUGGAAGAAAAGGUCGAUUCUGUUGUUGCUAGAAUGUCGCAACUUAACAAAUCAAAUCCAUCGAGGUCUCUGAAUAGUAUGGCAGCGAAGCGUCCAUUUUUUCUAUACGGAAACGUGGCUAACAUAUCUUACGACUCAUGGGUAAAAUUGUCUCAGUUCUUAUAUGGUGUUGAACCUGAGUUUGUGAACAAUCAGUUAUUUUCAGCCUUGAAUAGAAUUGAAGGCUAUAUACACAAUCUUCCAGUUGAAAACAGGUUCCACAUCCUUCCGAAGCCACCUAUGACCAUUGAGGAUGUUCUUCCGCGGACAAAGAAAUGGUGGCCACCUUGGGAUUCAAGAAAGCAGUUGAGCUGCAUCAAUUGUGAAACUAGAGGUGUAGCUCAACUUUGUGACAGGCUAGGAAAGUUUCUAGCUGAUUCUGGCGGAGUACCCUCGUCUGAACAGCAGAGAGACAUUCUUCGCUAUUGCCGUGGAUUGAAUCUUGUGUGGACUGGUAAAUACAAACUGGGUCCGGUAGAGCCUGAACACUUGGAGCUUAUCUUAGGCUACCCUUCGAAUCACGUUGGUUCUGUCGAGAGUGAUUUGGCCGAAAGACUUAAAUCACUAAAAUACUGCUUCCAGACAGACACAUUGGGAUAUCAUCUUUCUGUUUUGAAACCUGUUUUUCCUAGUGGACUGACUAUGUUGUCACUUUUCAGUGGAAUUGGUGGAGCAGAAAUUGCCUUGCACCGCCUUGGUAUUAAAAUAAAAGCUGUCGUCUCAGUUGAGACUUCUGAGAAAAAGAGGAGGAUUCUCGAGAGGUGGUGGCGUAGUUCGGGACAAACGGGGACUUUGGUUCAGAUUGAAGAGAUUCAGAAGUUGACUAGUAAAAAACUUCAGAGCCUAAUUAGUAAAUUGGGUGGCUUUGACCUGGUAAUUUAUCAGAGCCCAAGUCCUAGGGGUGGUGAAAGUAUCGCAUCUGUAGAUUUUUCAGUGUUUCAUGAAUGUGUUCGUGUUUUGCACCGUGUAAGAGGUUUGUGUGAAAGAAUGUGACUCGGAUCUUGUUGUAAAUUAUGUCAGAUUAUAUGCUUUGGUUGCAUGCCCUGUUCUUGACAAAGGCAGCUGCUACAAAUUGUGACAUCAUGUAAAAUUUUCAAUGCAGGAAAUUUUAGCAGUAUUGUUCGGAUCUAUAA
This is a messenger RNA of Lotus japonicus, 2493 nucleotides long. RefSeq names its product probable inactive DNA (cytosine-5)-methyltransferase DRM3. Gene Ontology annotation, cellular component: nucleus. The transcript is spliced from 11 exons. The record is from RefSeq and is a predicted model, not a curated record. Bases 164 to 2353 code for a protein of 729 amino acids. NCBI's taxonomy places the organism in Eukaryota, Viridiplantae, Streptophyta, Magnoliopsida, Fabales, Fabaceae.